Neoarthrinium moseri is the source of this 1155-nucleotide messenger RNA. RefSeq lists its product as uncharacterized. Gene Ontology annotation, biological process: mRNA splicing, via spliceosome. Gene Ontology annotation, molecular function: U1 snRNA binding; mRNA binding. NCBI's taxonomy places the organism in Eukaryota, Fungi, Ascomycota, Sordariomycetes, Amphisphaeriales, Apiosporaceae. The transcript has 4 exons. Bases 1 to 1155 code for a protein of 384 amino acids. The record is from RefSeq and is a predicted model, not a curated record. Gene Ontology annotation, cellular component: U1 snRNP; precatalytic spliceosome; U2-type prespliceosome.
AUGACGGACAAGCUCCCGCCCCAGCUCCUCGCGCUCUUCGCCCCUCGGCCGCCCCUUCGGUGGGUGCAACACGUCGACCAGGCCCCCGAGCAGCGCAGGACCGCCGGCAUCGACUCCAUCGCCGACUACCUGCCCGCCCUCAAGGCCUACAAGGACAACGACGGCUUCGUGCCCACCGAGAGCUGGCUGCAGAGGCGCGACCGCAAGAAGCUCGAGGCCAAGGCCGCCCGCGAGAAGCUGUUGACCGAGGGCCCCAAGGACUACAAGCCCGAUGAGGACCCCAACAUCCGUGGCGAUGCCUUCAAGACCCUCGUCGUCGCCCGUCUGAGCUACGAGGCCAACGAGGGCGAUCUGGAGAGAGAAUUUGGUCGAUUCGGCCCUAUUGAGCGUAUCCGCAUCAUCAAGGACACCCAUGCCCACGAGAAGCCCAACAAGAAGAAGAAGCCCCACCGCGGCUAUGCGUUCGUCGUGUUUGAGCGUGAGAAAGACAUGAGAGCUGCUCUAGAUGGCUGUGAUGGUAUCCGAAUCAAGGACCGUCGUAUCAAGGUCGACGUGGAGAGAGGCCGAACCGUCAAGGGCUGGAAGCCUCGUCGCCUCGGCGGUGGUCUCGGCGGCCGUGGCUACACUAAGGCUGUUGGCCCGCGCCCCAGCGGUCCCGGCGGUUUCGGCGGUGGGUUUGGAGGCCGUGACGGCUUCCGCGGCGGGUUCCAGGGCGGUCGAGGACGCGGAGGCUUCGGUGGUGGCCGCGGUGGUGACCGUGGCUUCGGGGGCAGAGGCGGCGGCUUUGGUGGGGGCCGCGACCGCGGCUUCGGCCAACAGAACGGCUAUGGAGCACCUCCUCCUAAUGCGCCUGCAGGACCUGGCUUCGGCGGCCGUGACCGCGACCGGGACCGCAACGGCCCCAGUGGUGGGUAUGACCGUGGUGGUCGCUCAUAUGACGACAGAUCCGGACGCGACGGCGGCAGAUUCGGCGGCGAUCGUGAUCGACGAGGCGGAGGCGGCGGCGGUGGCAGCAAUGCCAACUACGAACCCGUCCGUGGCGACCGCGACCGAGGCCGGGACUUCGACAGGCCCCGAGAGGAUGACAGGUUCGACAGCCGCAAGCGUGGAUUCGACGGAGGCUACGAGGACCCUCGCAAGCUGCGUCGCUACUAG